Molecule: messenger RNA, 984 nt
Organism: Letharia columbiana
Lineage: Eukaryota; Fungi; Ascomycota; Lecanoromycetes; Lecanorales; Parmeliaceae
Exons: 3
Coding region: 1-984 (327 amino acids)
Biological process (GO): proteolysis
Molecular function (GO): cysteine-type endopeptidase activity
Source: RefSeq, a predicted model, not a curated record
AUGUCACAAUACAAUCCCCAAGGCUACCAGAACAAUUAUGGUCCUCGUACCACCCACCGAAAAUCCCUCCUCAUCGGCAUCAACUACGAGGGCCAGCAAAGCGCCCUUCGAGGCUGCCGGCAAGAUGUCCGCAACAUGUCCCAAUUCCUCAUCUCCCGCGGCUACCCCACCGAUGAGCGCAGUAUGGUCAUCCUCACCGACGACCGCCAGGGCCCCUUCUACGCCUCAGGCCACAACAUCCUGGCCGCAAUGGACUGGCUCGUCAGUGAGCCAAAUACACAAUGCUUUCUACAUUACUCUGGCCACGGUGGCCAGGUCAGAGAUCCAGAUGGCGACCGAGAAAGUGGAUACGAUGAUACGAUUGUCCCUGUCGACUAUCAGACGAAAGGGCAAUUGGACAGCGAUACCCUACACCGACAUCUUGUGUCGAAGCUUCAUCCCACCAGCAGUCUUUUCGUAGUAUUUGACUGCUGCCACUCAGGCUCCGCCAUCGAACUUCCCUUCGUCUACCGCACAGACUCCGACGGCAACGUCACCCUAGUCGACAGCGUCAAGGAAGGCAUCAGCCUGUUGGCUCACGCCCAAGGUCUCUUACAGGGUGGCUUCUCGGCUAGUAAAAUCAACGACGCGAAAGCUUUGUUCGCCGGUGCACAAUCUUUCUUCUCGGGGCUGAAGCAUAGGGGUGAACAUCAGGAGGAGGGAUUGGGGGAAGAGCAUUUCCAGGAGGAUUGGGCGCAUGAGGGAAGGAGUGUGUUCAUGUUCAGUGGAUGUAGAGACGAUCAGACGAGUGCAGAUGCAAAUAUUGCGGGAAGCCAUGUGGGAGCUAUGAGUUGGGCGUUGUUGGAGACGCUUUACUCGAGGCCGGGCCAGAGUUAUGUCGAGGUUUUGCAAAAUACGAGGCAAUUGUUGCUGGGGAAAUACAAACAGAUACCCCAACUCUCCGUUGGCUCGCAGGUGGAUCUGAAUCAACCGCUGAAGUUUUAA